This is a messenger RNA of Peromyscus californicus insignis, 1900 nucleotides long. Its product is annotated as olfactory receptor 6S1. The record is from RefSeq and is a predicted model, not a curated record. Bases 604 to 1263 code for a protein of 219 amino acids. Lineage: Eukaryota; Metazoa; Chordata; Mammalia; Rodentia; Cricetidae. Gene Ontology annotation, biological process: G protein-coupled receptor signaling pathway. Gene Ontology annotation, molecular function: olfactory receptor activity; G protein-coupled receptor activity. The transcript has a single exon. Gene Ontology annotation, cellular component: membrane.
UCAACAUGGCUUACUGUUCUAUCCUCCUUUUUCGUAUUACAACUUACUUCAGAAAUGCAAACAUUUUGUGGAGAUCUGAGUUUCCUUCGAUUCUUCAUUCUCCAUAAAAAGGGAGAAUUCAUGUACAAAAUGGCCCAGCUUCUACUGCCAGUUGUGUGACUCGGUUAUUGAAAUGCGAACAAAGCUCCAUUCUCGAUCAUCUUCCAAAUGUGGUGGCAAGCCAGGCCUAGAUUUUGACUUUCAUCCUAGGAUUUUCUCUGCCACUUCAUUUGUUAGGUUGGCAUUGGAAACGCUUUGGAAUCCUUUGUCCUGUUAUUUCACUCACUCCUUACCAAAAAUUGCAGCCAAGGAGCACAGUGGACUCAGCCCAGAGAGUAGGGACACAAGAACUCAAAGGCAGGAAGUCAGCGGGAGCCUGUUUCUUCACAGAAUCGUGUUCUCAUAUCUUCGCCCAAUUCAGAUAUUCAGAGAGAUUUUCCUCGUCAUCGUGAAGAACCAUCAGUCAAGAUUUGAGAGUGAGAUAUGUGGAGAUUCAGGCUCCUGAUAUUUUCUUAAGGCUGAGCUACUCUUUAGGGAAAAUUUCUCCAGCUCUGUAAUCAGAUAAUGAUGUUGAGUUUCAGGAUGAGUAAUCGGACAUUCCUUUCUCAUGACCACGUUCAUAUUGUCUUACAGGCGGAAGAGAUAAUAAUGGCCCCAUGUGGGAACCACAGUGAUGGGACUACAGAGUUUGUCCUGGCAGGUUUCCCAAAUCUUAACAGCACAGGAGUGGAACUGUUUUCUACGUUCUUUCUUAUUUACCUGUUGACUCUAACGGGAAAUGCGUUGAUUGUGGGGGUGGUAGGAGCUGAUCAUCGUCUGCAGACGCCCAUGUAUUUCUUCCUGGGUAACUUGUCCUGCCUAGAGAUUCUGAUCACUUCUGUCAUCAUUCCUAAGAUGCUUAGCAAUUUCCUCUCAAAACAACACACCAUUUCUUUUGCUGCAUGCAUUGCCCAGUUUUAUUUUUACUUCUUUCUCGGGGCCUCUGAGUUCCUCCUGUUGGCUGUCAUGUCUGUGGACCGCUACCUGGCCAUCUGCCGACCUCUGCACUACCCCUUGCUCAUGAGCGGAGCUGUGUGCUUUCGUGUGGCCUUAGCCUGCUGGGUAGGGGGACUCCUCUCCGUGCUUGGCCCCACAGUGACAGUGGCCUUACUUCCUUUCUGCAAACAGGGCGCUGUGGUACAGCAUUUCUUCUGUGACAGUGGCCCGUUGCUACACCUGGCAUGAACCAACACCACGAAGCUGGAGGAGACUGACUUUAUCCUCGCCUUUCUUGUCAUUGUGUCCUCACUCACUAUUACCGCUGCAUCCUAUGGCCAAAUCGUCCUGGCUGUCCUGCGUAUUCCUUCCGCAUCAGGCCGGCAGAAGGCCUUCUCCACCUGUACCUCCCACUUGAUGGUGGUAACCCUCUUCUAUGGGAGUGCCAUUUUUCUCUAUGUACGGCCGUCACAGAGUGGCUCCGUGGAUACUAAUUGGUCAGUGACAGUGGUAACAACAUUUGUGACUCCUCUGCUGAAUCCGUUUAUCUAUGCCUUGCGCAACGAUCGAGUCAAGGAAGCGUUGAAAGACAUGCUCAGAAAGGUAGUAGCAGAGCUUUCGGACAACGCUUUGCUUCCGGAAAGUCCGAGGAAGAAGACAGGAAGUUGAAAGUAGAGGGACUCCGUCUCAGAUUCACACAGCCUCGCUACCAGCUCUUCCUUCAUCUGGACCGUCUUGAAAGCACCCACAGUGAGCUUCAAAGAUACCAACUCUAAAAUUCCUUUUUCAAGUGAAAUGUAUUGACUCUGCCUUAUACCUAGUAAUAACAACUCACACUAUUUUUAAUGUCUUAUUUUUAUUUUAAUUGUGUGUCUCUGUUGGGGGA